Trametes versicolor FP-101664 SS1 is the source of this 1488-nucleotide messenger RNA. RefSeq lists its product as uncharacterized. The record is from RefSeq and is a predicted model, not a curated record. The coding region runs from base 1 to 1488 and encodes 495 amino acids. The transcript has 2 exons. NCBI's taxonomy places the organism in Eukaryota, Fungi, Basidiomycota, Agaricomycetes, Polyporales, Polyporaceae.
AUGAGCUCAAAUGGGAGCGAGAGCACUCUGGCAGCCCCCCAGCCUCCAAAAUCUGGAGUGAGGACGGUCUUGCAGUACACCGGUAUUCCUCCGUCAUGGCUUGACAAACGUCCCCGUCUACCAUCUCGCAACUGGCUCAUCUUCCUCUCCGUCACUUCUACUGUCGCGGGCUACUACAUCUACGACCGCCAACAGUGCAAGAAGAUCCGUCAGGAGUAUGUCGAGAAGGUCAAGGAUCUUGCCGAGCAGCCCAUGGGCAGCAUGGAGCUCCCUCGUCUGGUCACCGUCUAUGGCGCGAAAUGGGUGGGAGACCAGGAGUAUGAACGAAGCAUGCGGUACUUCCGGAAGUACGUCAAGCCCAUCUUAGUCGCGGCUGCCAUCGACUAUGACAUGGUCAAGGGUCGCCGUCACGGGGAUAUUGCGCGCCAUGUCGAGGACAAGGUCCGCAGGGAGCGCCGGAUUAUGGCCGGACUGGAACAGCUCGCUACCGGGCCCUUGCCUCUUCCUGGGAGCACGUUCGAGGAGAAACGUCAGCGCGAGCUCGAUGGCGGGGUCGUCAUCGUCGGCCGGCAUACUCUUAAAGAGUUCAUGGCAGGCUUGAAGCGCGGCUGGUCAGACGGGCUCCAGCCAGUCGACAGGGAAGAGCUGCUCGCGCGCGCUCUGGAGAACGACGGCAAGUUCGACGAGCCCGAGACUGAGCUCGCUGCGGAGACUCCUGUCGGAGACGGCGAGCCUAUACCUACGCCUUCCCGGAUCCCCUCUUCGAACGCGUUCUCGAUACUCAACAAUCCGGCCCUCCGUGCGCCUCCACCACCCAAGGCGGCGGAGUCCAUCCCCCACCACCUCAAUGCGCCUCCCGCCGAGAUUCCUCCCCAACCCCCCAUGCUCUUGACCCCCUUCACCAACUACAUCGGCCUCACCCAGAUCCCGCUUAUGAUCUGGGACUUCUUUAAUGAGCGCUACAAGGUCGCGGAGGGCGCGGAGGCGGCUUAUAAGCUCAUCCGAGGCAACUCGCGGCCAUUUACCGCGCCUCCAGCGGAUGCGUUUGUCGUUCAGGCUGGUGAUGGCGACGCAGCAGAGCCCUCAAAACCGUACCAGGCCGAGCUCUCGCCAACAGAUCUCGACUUCGACCUAGAGUCGGAGUCGUACUACAAGAAAAACGUUGUGCGGGACUUCCUUUCGGAGAUCGAGAGUGCGAGGAAGGGGUACUACACGUCUCUGGCAACGAAGCUUGAGAUCGCGCGCGCCCUUUCUCGCGGGACGCGGGAGCCAACGAAGGAGGAGAAGGCGAACCCGCCGCCGACGGAGGUCGAGCUACGCGCGGAGCGCUUGAAGAAGGAGCUGCGGUGGACGGCAGACGAGGAGGGGUGGGAUAUUGUCAGGCCGGACAAGGACGUUCAGUGGGAUGAGCGAUUCCGGAACAGGCUUCGUGUAUACAUUGACCCCUUCCCGGAGGAAGAUGCCGGCUCUAAGUCGACCGCCUCAUAA